Messenger RNA from Plasmopara halstedii, 372 nucleotides. RefSeq lists its product as uncharacterized. Lineage: Eukaryota; Oomycota; Peronosporomycetes; Peronosporales; Peronosporaceae. The record is from RefSeq and is a predicted model, not a curated record. The coding region runs from base 1 to 372 and encodes 123 amino acids. The transcript is spliced from 2 exons.
AUGCAAAACUAUAUUGACAACUAUAGAAAUACACUUUGCAGCCGCUUUAUCGAUGAAUUUAACGGCUUUGACUUUGUUGGGGAGUUCAUUCGCCUGGUUUUGCCUGGUGAUAAUGAUAGUGUAUAUCGCGACAGAGCGCUUACCACUAUUAACGAUAGCAUCGAUAAGCUUGGUGGAUUGGAAACCAUCAAAAGUGAAGUGAAUCUUCUGCAGCGCUUGUAUAAAAAUACCUCAAUUCGAAGACAGUUUCGUAUUCAUCAUCACCAGAUUCAAGGUCUUCUCCCGAAUGUUGGUAUCAGACUUCAACUUUUCAGUGUCAAUUGUAAUUGCAUUCACGUUGAUUGUGUGAUUGCUAGAGUGUACACUUUGUAA